GGCUUGAGAUAGCAUUGACGCAGCGAGAAAGACUGGGUGUUGAAGACUGUUCGGGGGACAAGAGAAGGGGGUUUGUAACGGGUGGUGCUACUCGAGAUGGGAAACUCGGCAUCUCAGGGCGCCAAGCGCGCAUAUCCGCAGGCCCAGGCGGCGGCCAAGCAAGCUGCAGAGGUGCUGCAGCAGGCACCAAAGCAGGCAGCUCAGCGAAGCCAGCCGGCAACAACGGCCGGUGCUCGCAAGACUCAAGAGCAGUCACUUCCUGAGAAUAUGGCUGCUCAAGCAGCACGUGAAGAAGAGAAGCAUUGCCGGACGGCGGUCCCACAGCCUGGAGAAGUGGAAGACUCCACCACGUUCCUGGAGACGGUCAAGCAAAUCUACGUGGCUUCCCAGGAUGUUCAAUCAAAUCUACCUGCCGACGAGCUUGCGCAGCAAGCCGUGGCGCACCGCACCAAGCCUACUGACCGCCAGCUGGACCGCGCCCGUGAGCGCCUUCCCGCUUCUGAGCGUGCCGAUGACGUUGUCGAGGGUCGUCUCAACUUUCAACAACUGCAAAACGUUUUGCGCCUCGAUCUCGCCACCCGCCCGAGCUCCGACCUGACCAAGGUGGCUCAGAAUCUCAAGGUCUCAGAAGACGACAUUCGGCGCAUCGUCUAUUACUACCGGCUCCCAGUCCGCCCACAACAGCAAGAGGCCUAGCCGUGCAGCCCACAGCCGUGCAGCUCACGACCACCCAAAACUCCCGUAGCACCGAGCGAAGCGAAGGUCGAAGCAACGCCAUGUCUUUUAUGCUCCGCACUCUUGUUCACAGUGACCCCACCCUGCCCCGUGCCCAUGAUCACAGCUCGAUUAACCUUGUCCGAGACAAGCGUCAACUUGUUGGUGUGCGACCUUCUGAUGUCUCCGCAGACGUCGGCACAUGCAGAUCCGAUAGAAAAUCGAGUUGACUUGCUUG
Monosiga brevicollis MX1 is the source of this 952-nucleotide messenger RNA. RefSeq lists its product as uncharacterized. The coding region runs from base 97 to 696 and encodes 199 amino acids. The transcript is spliced from 2 exons. Gene Ontology annotation, biological process: mitochondrial respiratory chain complex I assembly. NCBI's taxonomy places the organism in Eukaryota, Choanoflagellata, Craspedida, Salpingoecidae. The record is from RefSeq and is a predicted model, not a curated record.